Molecule: messenger RNA, 2175 nt
Organism: Aaosphaeria arxii CBS 175.79
Lineage: Eukaryota; Fungi; Ascomycota; Dothideomycetes; Pleosporales
Exons: 4
Coding region: 1-2175 (724 amino acids)
Source: RefSeq, a predicted model, not a curated record
AUGGACAACUAUAUAUAUUGUUUACACUGUUGGCUCAAAAUCGAGGGAUCGGGUUUAUGCCCAGACUGCCAUUCUGGUAACACGCGUUACUUUUCCUUCACAAAUGAAAUCAACAGCACCACGGUCUUUUUCAUUCAAGACGUCGGUUUUCGGACAUCGCUACCGUCGGAGAUCAAGACGCCACCUUUGUUCACCAUCGUCAGAGAUGCGUCGAACAUCCUGAUCAGGAUCACUGGCUCCAAACUUUUAAAGCUCGUCGCGCGGCAUGUCGAGUGCCACUUGGCUAACAACACCUUCAAGUUGUCGGCCAUUUUGUCUUCUUAUCGAGCAUUAGAAAUGGAAUCGUUGAGAUGUGGAGUUCCACAGUUACAAUUCUUCAAGAAUGAUUUCUUGGAGAAUAAGGAGAAACUGAUUCGCUGCAUUGCAUUAUCCGAUUAUUGGGACCUCACUGCCCUGAAACAAUUCGCAACGAUACGGGAAUCCACUCCGUUGAAGACUUCCUGGCUUUCAUUGCACGUUGACGAUGUUGCCUACUACAACCACGUACGGGAAAUUAUGAAAGACAAGUUCGCAGUUGAGGAAUUCUGGCCCAGAUACGAAAAUUAUUAUCUGGAAUUGGAAAAUAUCUACCAAAUAUUCGGUGUCCCUUAUUCUGCAAUGGACGGACACUGGCCCAAAUACCUAGGAUAUGAUUCGAACAUACAAUUCCCUUGCAAGCUCUAUUGUAUUGAUAAUCUGGAAGAAGCGGAUCCAUGUCCAAUGACUACUAAGGCCGAAUUGCAUCACCGGCUCAAAAGAGUCCAACUUCGGAUGAACGUACGGAACCAGUUCCAAAAGAGAGUAGACGAGAUGACCGCACAUCUAAUGAGUCGCACCGACCAUAGCGCAAGCACCGGUCUGAGACGACAACUACGAAAUCCCUUCCGUCUGUGGUGUCUUGGAUGGGAAGCUGCCGACGACCUUUUGGAGGACAAGCCUGUGCCAUGGGUGAUUCAGAGGAUGAGCCUAGCUCUCCUAGCUGACAGUAUGCGGUCGGUGGGGUUUUCAUCUACACAGUCCCCUGAAGGCAAUCACUUCUGUAGUGACAAAGAGUUUCUUUGCGAUGUCGAUCGAAUGAAACCGCUUGACGACGAUCCGGAUGCCCCACUGUUCAGCUGCUUCUUCGAUACCUUGGAAGAGUUUUACGACCUCAAAGGGGAGGAUUAUCUCGGGCCUCGAUACGAGUCUACACAAAAUAUGGAGCACUUCCGGAAACUACUGCAGUUGCUCAUGUCGGAACUUGACCUGUCAGGAGAGAACGAGACGGAGGCUGAAGUGCCUGUCGGUGAAACUUCCAAAGAUUCGCAUCGCAGUGGUCUACAUUGUUCUAGUGGGGCAGCGAAGAGAGCACCACCUUGGCUUGGGGAAUCAAAGAGUACUGAUGAGAGGUCAAGCAAACCACCAUGGUCUACUGCAGUUGAGGCAACAGUCUGCCCCGAGGUGCUGAUGUUAGCAGGGCUUGCGGUCCUUGGUGUAAUUUUAGCUUUCUUGCUUGUUGCCCUACAGGUAGAAGAAAUAGCACUAGACGCAUUGGCUAGCUGGCGAACUCUGUACGGAAACGAGAACUUGACAUACGCAGCAACGCUUGCUCGCAAUUGUUUCGUAAUUGGGGCUUUGUUGGGUCUUGAGCCAUCCUCUGUCGCAGAUCUUGGACUCGACCACGACGUUGGGCCUGGACCGUCACAUGUUGUUGCAAAGGGAGACCUGGAUGAUGCUGGACAGCAGCAAUCGUCAGUCUCGUCAAACAGCUCGGUCUCUAGCGAGGAAACACAGGCAACCGUGGGCGAGGAUGCUACUGUUGGAGAGACCCCUCCGCAACUGUCGGUUUGCGACUCCCCAAUCUUUCCCAGCUCAGAAGCGAGCAGUGCGUCAACACCUGCUUAUUUGGGGUCAAAGGCGAAGCGACGUCCGGCGUGCAAGUAUUGUCUCCACACAUUUUCGAGCAUCAGCAAUCGCAACACGCACGAGAGGAAUGUACACAUCAAAGCAUGUGAGUAUCGCUGCCGGUACUGCCAUAAAACGUCCACCAAUCGUAAGAAUCUUGAAAACCACGAGAAGCACUACUGCAAGUCGGCGCGAAAGGCUAGGGCGUCGCCAGCUAUGCCUUCCCAUACCCUGAAAGAUGGAUUGGCAUGA